Ostreococcus tauri is the source of this 1401-nucleotide messenger RNA. RefSeq names its product Pyridoxal phosphate-dependent transferase, major region, subdomain 2. The record is from RefSeq and is a predicted model, not a curated record. Gene Ontology annotation, molecular function: pyridoxal phosphate binding; transferase activity, transferring alkyl or aryl (other than methyl) groups. The coding region runs from base 1 to 1401 and encodes 466 amino acids. Gene Ontology annotation, biological process: transsulfuration. The transcript has a single exon. NCBI's taxonomy places the organism in Eukaryota, Viridiplantae, Chlorophyta, Mamiellophyceae, Mamiellales, Bathycoccaceae.
AUGUGCGAUCGAUCGCGACGCGAUUCCCAUCGAUCGCGCUCGCGACACACGCCGACGCCGUCGAUCGACCCGCGUUCGCCCGCACAGACGCCAAACAUGCCCGCCCCCGAGCUGAAGUUUGAAACCUUACAGGUCCACGCGGGCCAAGCCCCCGAUCCCGCGACGAAUUCGCGCGCGGUCCCGAUCUACGCCACGUCGAGUUACACCUUCAAUUCGAGCAAGCACGGCGCCGAUCUGUUCGGCCUGCGCGCGUUCGGGAACAUUUACUCGCGAAUCAUGAACCCGACGAACGAUGUGUUCGAAAAGCGCGUCGCGGCGCUGGAGGGUGGCGUCGGCGCGCUCGCGGUGUCGAGCGGGCAGAGCGCGCAAUUCUUGGCCAUCUCGACCAUCUGUCAGUGCGGCGAUAACAUCGUCGCCACGCCGUCGUUGUACGGUGGAACGUACAAUCAAUUUAAAGUGACGCUGCCGAGGUUGGGGAUCAACGUGAAGUUCGCGAAGGAUGACGAUCCGGCGAGCUUCGAGGCGUUGAUUGACGCGAACACGAAGGCGCUGUACGUGGAAACCAUCGGGAACCCGAGGUUUGCGGUGCCGAACUUUGCCAAGCUCAAGGCGAUCGCGAGUAAGGCUGGGAUUCCGUUGAUCUGCGAUAACACGUUCGGGGGCUGCGGAUACGUGUGCCAGCCGCUCAAGCACGGCGCGGAUAUUGUCGUGGAGAGCGCGACGAAGUGGAUCGGCGGUCACGGCACAACCGUUGGCGGCGUCAUCGUCGACGGUGGCACCAUGAACUGGAACAACGGUAAACACCCGAUCAUGACCGAGCCCUCUCCGGGGUAUCACGGCCUGAAGUUCUGGGACACGUUCGGUCCGGACGGCAUCUUGGGCGCGAACGCCACGUUCAUCAUGCGCUGCCGAGUCGAGGGCCUUCGAGAUCUCGGCAUGUGCCAGAACCCGUUCGGUUCUUUCAACUUUAUCAUUGGCUUAGAGACGCUCUCUCUUCGCAUGGAGCGUCACUGCUCGAACACCCUGGCGCUCGCAAAGUUCUUGGACUCGCAUCCGCAAGUCAGCUGGGUUUCGUACCCGGGCCUCAAGUCUCACCCGUUCCACCAGCUCGCGUUGGAGUACUUCCGCGAGGGUAACUUCGGCGCUGUGCUCACGUUCGGCAUCAAGGGCGGUCUCGACGCUGGCAUGAAGUUCAUCGAUAGCGUCAAGCUUGCCUCGCAUUUGGCGAACGUAGGCGACGCCAAGACGCUCGUCAUCCACCCGGCAUCCACGACGCACGAACAACUCAGUGCAGAAGAGCAAAAGGCCUCCGGUGUGUCUCCGGAUAUGAUUCGCGUCUCCGUCGGCAUCGAGCACAUCGACGAUAUCUGCGCCGAUUUCGCCCAAGCGCUCACUGCGUAA